UAUGGUUAUUUGAUGGCCAAGAAUGGACGCGCGUUGUUAUUUUCUAAUAAAAUUAAAACGAUUCGCUACGUGUAAAGAUAAUAAUUGUAUAUAGUGUCGCAUUAUACUACCUAGAAUUGACUUUACCCCUUAAACUACCUGAUGAUAACCUAUCCACUAGAGCCGACCGGCAACAGCCUAUCGUGAAACUUUCGCUGUGUUCUCGGCCACAUUCGAGAGAAAGUUCCCUUGCGUGAGCCUUCAAGUGGUCGCCUGGUGUCCCCAUGCGGACGAUGUGGUGCUAGUGGCGGUGGAGGUGGUAGCAAGUGGUGGCUGCUCGGAGCUGAUGAUGGAGAGCUUCCAGGCGAGCGGGGAGGAGAUCGAGCGCGCGCUGCGGGACCUGGGCCCGCUGCUCGGAGUCAGCAUCAAGGAGGAGGCGCCGGACGAGCUCGCCGACAGCGCCCCCACCAAUGCGGCAUCCGAAGACGGCUCGUCCGACCCCAAACCAGGCGAGGGCGCGGACUCGCUGGCGUCCCCGGCGGCGCGCGGGCCGGCGGCGGAGCGCUGCGUGCUGUGCGGCGCCGCGCUGCUGGCCGCGCCCGGCACGCCCAAGCUCAUGGAGUGCCUGCACUCCGCCUGUGAGCCCUGCCUCAAGGCCAAGAUUGACGAGAAGCAGAACUCUAAUCGGGACUUUUUGGGUGCGGAGCGCAUAACGAUCACGUGCCCGGCGUGCCGGCUGCAGUGCCAGCCCGCCAACAUGGUGGACCAGCGCUUCGUGCUCGAGCUCAUGUCCGCCGACCAGGCCAGCUCCACAGGUCCGGUGUCGGGCUCGCAGCAGUGCAACAGCUGCGGCGACGGCGCGCCCGCCACCUCCUACUGCACCGACUGCGCCGACUACAUCUGCACCAGCUGUGUGCAGGCGCACCAGAGGUUGAAGAUCACAAAGGAGCACACAAUCAAAUCUCGUGAGGAGGCGCUGCAGGAGCAGCGCGCGGCGGCCGGCGCGGGCGGCUCCCGGGACAUCUACUGCACCGAGCAUCCACAGGAGCGUCUAACCCUGUUUUGCGAGACGUGCGACCGGCUGACGUGCCGCGACUGUCAGCUGAAGCACCACCGCGACCACAAGUACCAGUUCAGCAGUGAGAUGGCCGCGCAGGCUCGCUGCAACAUCUCCUCCCUGCUGUCCGAAGUGUCCUACAAGCGGGUCCUGCUGGGCUCGGCCAUGAAGGUGAUCGCGGAGAGGCAGGCCCUUAUAGCGGACAAGAAGAAGGCGCUCGUGAGGGACAUCACCUCCACCGUCGUCAAACUGACGAACGCGAUCAACACGCGCGGCAAGCAGCUGGUCCUCCGACUGAACGCCGUGUGCGACUCCAAGCAGCAGACCCUCGCGGAGAAGAAGCAGGCGCUGGAGCAGCUGGCCAGCAUCACCGAGCACUGCGUCAGCACCGUCACCGCCUCGCUAGAGCAGGGCAGCGACACGGCAGUCCUCUACAGCAAGCGAGCGAUCUGCGCACACCUGCACCGCAUCAAGAGCCGCCGCGCCGACAUCCCCAACCCCGACAUACCUGUCAGGAUCAGCCUGGCCUUGGAUAAGCUGCCCGAGCUCGUUAAAGUGCUAUCAACAAUCGGCGCCAUAGUCGUCGACGGUAAAGUCGACGGCGCGGCGGGGGGCGCGCAGGGGCCGUACCACCCGCCCCCCGCGCCCCCGGCGCCCCCCGCCGCGCCCCCGCACCCCGCCACGCCCCCCGCGCAGCAGUCGGCGGUCGUCGCGUUGCAACAUGCCGCUAUGCAACAGACAUUGGCGCGGUAUCAGUCGUUCGCUUCGCACCGCUCGGGCUCGGGCUCGCAGUUCAACAUGCAACUGCACAUGCGGCGCAACCCACCGGCGCUGAGACAUCCGCAUGUGACGUCCACCACGCACCCACACAUGCACGGUAUGAACGAGCUAAAUCUCCGCGGCCUACUGAACCAAGCGGGGCUGACCCAGGCCGGGCUCACCCAGGGUCUAUCCCAGGCGGGGCUGACCCAAGCCAGCCUCACCCAGGGCCUGUCUCAAGCCGCCAUGAGCCAGGCCGGGCUCGGCGCGCGCGCGCUGCAGGCGUCGCGGCAGAACCUGCAUCAUCAGCAGCAGAACUAUCAUUAUCAGCAGAUGAUGGCGCAAUACGGCGGCGGCGCGUACCAACAGCAACACCCGGGCCGCCUCCCCGCGCCCCGCACCCCCUCCCCCGCGCCCCCCGUCGCCGCCGCCGCCAGCCACGGACCCAAGUGGCACAUCCCGCAGCAUCAUCAGCAACAUGGCGGCAGCGGCUACGAGCCUCUCUCCGCCGCCAGCGGCAUGGAGUACAAGAUCACCCUCGCGCGCCCCGCGGCCACGCCCCCCGCCACGCCCCCCGCGCCCGCCGCCGUCACCUCCACCAACCCCAAGACGCCCAGCCCCAGCCUCAAUGGCGGUCUGGGCGGCGCGGAGCUGGACAAGGUGUGCGCGGCGUCGGUGCAGGACCUGAUGGCCACCAUCGCCAAGCUCGACUCCAACGGAGUGCAGGUGCUGGCCGAGACGCCCGACCCCUGCGCGCCCGACACCAGCACCUCCAAGCCCGCGACCCACACCAACGCAGACCCCAACGAGGACUGGUGCGCCGUGUGCAUGGACGGCGGCGAGCUGAUGUGCUGCGACCGCUGCCCCAAGGUGUUCCACCAGUACUGCCACCUGCCCACCAUCGACCAGCUGCCCGGUGAGUCCGAAACCUGGCAGUGCCUGCUGUGCGUGAACUUCGCGGAGCUGCCCCCCGACCCCCCGCGGCCGCCCGGCGCCCCCGCGCCCCCCGCGCUGUCCCCGCGCCAGCUGAAGAUCAUCGAGCGCCUGACGCUGGAGCUGUACUGCCAGUACGAGCCCAGCCUGCCAUUCAGGGAGCCCGUAUCGGCGGAUAACACGGAUUAUUAUAGCAAGAUCAGCUCGCCGAUGUGCCUGGACAUGAUCCGCGGGCGGCUGCAGGGCGGCGCGGCGCGCUACUCGGCGCUGCCGCAGUACCUGCGCGACGUGCGCCUCCUGUUCCGCAACGCGUACUUGUACAACCCGCCGGACUCGCAGAUCUACAAGGACGCGAAACGUCUGGAGGAGUUCUUCGACGCACAGCUGGUGAAGCUGCUGCCCGAGUACGCGUACUGGCAGGACAGCGACGGGGACUCGCCGCCCAAGCGGGCAAGGUACGAGUGAGGCGGGCCCCGCGGCCCCCGCCCCCGGCUGAGGCAGCCCC
Messenger RNA from Plutella xylostella (diamondback moth), 3233 nucleotides. Lineage: Eukaryota; Metazoa; Arthropoda; Insecta; Lepidoptera; Plutellidae. The record is from RefSeq and is a predicted model, not a curated record.